AUGCGUGGUUGCCCAGUCAUCGCCUUUCCGCCAGACAUGUUCUCGGGGCUGGUCAGGCUGCAGACCGUCUUUGCCGACAACUUUAAGUUGUGUUGUCCGGCUAUCCUACCCGCGGAUUUUAACGUCCAAAGCUGCCAGGCUCCCUCCGAUCAUCUCUCUUCCUGUGAUGCCCUCCUUCGCUCGCCCCUCUACCGAGUGUUUCUGGCAUCCUUCGCCGCGCUGGCCCUCGUGGGCAAUCUGUCUGCCCUAGCCUACCGACUGCUUCUUCGCAAGGAGAAGAACGAUCUUGGUUACGAUGUCUUCGUCACCAACCUGUGCGUAUCGGACUUCCUCAUGGGAGUGUACCUGUCGGUGGUGGGGGUGGCCGACCGUGUCUACAUGGGAGAGUAUUUCCGGCACGAGUCGGAUUGGAAGGAGGGUAUCGUCUGCAAAUUCGCCGGCUUCACCUCGUUCCUGUCAAGCGAGGUGUCGGCUCUGCUUGUCUGCCUCAUCACCCUCGACCGCGUCCUCGUGCUCCGUUUCCCGUUCAGCACUCUGAGGUUCCGGAAGCGAUCUGCGCAGAUCGCGUGCGCCGUGGCCUGGCUGGCAGGUGCUCUGCUGGCUCUCGUUCCCCUACUUCCGGUCACGUCUCACUGGCAGUUCUACGCCCGGACCGGCAUGUGCGUUCCGCUGCCCGUCACGCGGAAUAACUCCUCUGUCUACGACUACACCUUCCGUGUCCUGAUAGUCCUAAACUUCUUUCUCUUCUUCGCCAUUGCUGCCGGACAAGCCGCCAUCUUUUGGUCAGUUAGGAUCAACAGCAUGUCCGCUACAGACACCACCAAGAAGGGGACCGACCUGACUCUGGCACGAAGGCUCAUAACGAUCGCCAUAUUCGAUUUCGCGUGUUGGUUUCCGAUUGGUUUGAUGGGGUUCAUGACCUCCACUGGCGUACCGGUCGCCAGCGAUGUACAUGUGACCUUGGCUAUCUUUGUUCUUCCCCUCAAGCCUGCCCUCAACCCCUUUAUAUACACAAUAAAUGUUAUCAUGGAAAAGAGGAGGCAGGAAAAGGAAGAGCAGAGAAGAAAGAUUUUACUGGCUCAAGCCAAGAUCAGAGAUGCUACCACCCGACCUGCGCAACGAUGA
Pomacea canaliculata is the source of this 1125-nucleotide messenger RNA. Its product is annotated as G-protein coupled receptor GRL101-like. The transcript has a single exon. Gene Ontology annotation, molecular function: protein-hormone receptor activity; G protein-coupled receptor activity. Lineage: Eukaryota; Metazoa; Mollusca; Gastropoda; Architaenioglossa; Ampullariidae. Bases 1 to 1125 code for a protein of 374 amino acids. Gene Ontology annotation, cellular component: membrane. The record is from RefSeq and is a predicted model, not a curated record. Gene Ontology annotation, biological process: G protein-coupled receptor signaling pathway.